UCAUAUAUUCAUAACACCAAAGCAUCAGCAUUAAUCUAUGGCUUUUUGUCACCCUAUCUUUGCUUCAGCCAAUAAGCCACCAAUAAUGUAUUCUCCAAACAAAAGCUCAGAUAGUAAAAGCCGUUUGAUUAUUGCAUCGAAGCAAAAUAUCCAUAUUUUUAAUAAUGGAAAUGGAAAUGGCAAGGAAUCUAUUGAACUCAGACAUGCUAAAAUUUUGGAGGAGGUUAAGCUUUUGCUGGCUAGCAAGGAAAGAAAAAAUACAUACGAAGGUUUAUCUAUGGUGGACUCCAUCCAAAGAUUAGGCAUUGGAUAUCACUUUGAAGAGGAAAUUGAAGCAAUUCUCAAAAGCAAGCAUUUGAUGCUUGGCCAUCAAGGAAAUGGUUAUGAAGAACUGUCAGAAGUUGCACUUCAAUUUCGUAUUUUAAGACAAGAAGGGUACUUCAUAUCCGCAGACAUAUUUGGCAAGUUCUUAGACGACAAAGGCAAGCUCAAACACACGCUUUUUGAAGACAUUGAUGGGUUAAUUGCCUUGUUUGAAGCCUCUCAUUUAAGCAUAGAAGGGGAACACUCUCUCGAUGAAGCAGGGGAGUUCUGCCGCAAGUAUCUUCAUGGAUGGAUGUCAACAUUUCAUGAUCAUCUUCUAGUUAAAGUAGUUAACCAAACACUACAAUACCCUAUUCAUAAAAGCUUGUCAAGGUUCAUGCCCACAUGCUUGCAAUUAGAAAAUGCAGGAUGGACAAGUUCUUUACAUGAACUCUCUGAAAUUGACACCCAAAUGAUUAGCUAUUUGCAUCUAAAGGAAAUUUCUUCAGUUUCCAAAUGGUGGAAGGAGCUUGGUUUGGCAAAUGACUUGAAGUUUGCGAGGAAUGAACCAAUCAAAUGGUACAUGUGGCCCAUGGCAUGCCUACCAGAUCCACGUUUCUCGGAAGAAAGGACUGAGCUCACAAAACCACUAUCCCUAAUCUACAUCAUUGAUGAUAUAUUUGAUUUCCAUGGAAACAUUGAAGAACUUAGCCUUUUCACUGAUGCUGUCAAGAGAUGGGACUUGGCAGCCGUGGAGCAAUUACCAGAUUGCAUGAAAGUGUGCUUCAAGGUUCUCUAUGACAUAACCAAUGAAUUUGCAUUCAAGACCCAAGUCAAACAUGGGUGGAAUCCUAUAGUCACCUUAACCAAAUCGUGGUUAAGGCUCUUCAAUGCGUUCCUACAAGAAGCAAAAUGGUUUGCUUCAGGGCACGUGCCAGAAGCAGAGGAGUACUUGAAGAAUGGAAUAGUGAGCACUGGGGUGCACGUGAUCCUUGUGCAUGCUUUUUUUUUCAGAGGUCAAGGUUUAACUGAAGAAAACGUGACUCUAAUGGAAGAGUUCCCAAGCAUUGUAUCGACAACCGCCACAAUUCUAAGAUUGUGUGAUGACCUUGAAGGGGACAAGGAUGUUAAAUGUGAUGGUAAUGAUGGGUCAUAUUUGAGGUGCUACAUGAAGGAGCACCCUGGAGUUUCUGAUGAACAAGCAAGGGAGCACAUCAAUCAACGGAUUUCAGAUGCAUGGAAACAACUCAACCGAGAAUGCAUGACCCCAAAUUCGUUACCAUCUUCUUUCACCAAACUUUGUCUCAAUGCUGCUAGGAUGGUACCUGUAAUGUACAGUUAUGAUGGCAAUAGUCCAUCAAAGCUAGAGGAGUAUGUCAAAUCAUUGAUUUAUCGUAGUUCCUCCAUGCAAAAAUCAGUAAGAUCAGAUUCAGACUACAGUUUCAUGAAAUAAUUUUAGAAGGUGAUCGAGUAGAUUUAAGUGUGUAUUUAAUCUAGUUAUUGAUCACCAUUCUUGUGUAUGUAUAAUGCUGAUAAAUAUAUUUUUGAGUUAAAUAAGUUUUUUAAUCUCCUCAUUAGGGUAAUGUCUGGUUUUGGUCUUUUGCUCGAAUCCUUCGUUUCUUAAAGGAGGUUAUUUGUUCUUUGCGUAAUCAUACCUCAGGUGAUGUGCUUAUGUGAACUGUGGUACGUUGUUCUAGUGACACUCCGAUGGGUAUAUUAGUUAGAUGCUUAUGUUGAUCCCAACUUGGUGUAACAUUGUAUAAAAUGCUUAUGUUCCCAGCUUGACGAUUAACAUAUGUAUAAAAAGAAAAGUUUAUUAGUAGUCAUAUAACUUAAACCCUAAAUUGAUUUGUCUUAGGCUCUUAGCUAGGUGGGAUGUAGAGGAAAGAACAAAAAACAAAAGGAGA
Messenger RNA from Lotus japonicus, 2210 nucleotides. RefSeq names its product (3S,6E)-nerolidol synthase 1-like. The transcript is spliced from 7 exons. The record is from RefSeq and is a predicted model, not a curated record. Gene Ontology annotation, molecular function: magnesium ion binding; terpene synthase activity. Lineage: Eukaryota; Viridiplantae; Streptophyta; Magnoliopsida; Fabales; Fabaceae. Gene Ontology annotation, biological process: diterpenoid biosynthetic process. The coding region runs from base 38 to 1756 and encodes 572 amino acids.